AUGGAGUCCGAAAAAAUCAACUCAACCCCCGUCCCGGCGUACGAGCAAUACCCCAGCCCAGAAACCCACCAGGCAGCGCCUAUAGUCCCCCAAAACGCACACAUGCAGCCCCAGUCACCCCUCCCCAAAGACCAUCCCCAGCAGCAACCGCUCGCGCAGCUCCCAGCGCCGGGAUACUACGCAGCAGGGCCAGGGAUGGGCCACCCAAGCGGGUACAACACGGCGACGCCGCUGCACGCGCUGCAGCGGGGGCCGACGCCUGUUGACUGUCCUGUCUGCGGGCAUCGGGAGAUGACGCGCGUGGAGGCGCACUCGGGGAAUACCACGCAUGGAUGGGCGGCGGUGCUGUGCUGCUGUUUCUGUCUCGGGUGUGUACCCUACCUGAUGUCGUCGCUGAAGGAUGUCAACCAUCACUGUGGGAAGUGUGGGGUGAUGUUGGCGACGUGGCAUAAUAGUGGGCGGGUGGAUGUGCAGCAUGCGGUUAGGAAUUAG
This is a messenger RNA of Aspergillus viridinutans, 492 nucleotides long. RefSeq lists its product as uncharacterized. The coding region runs from base 1 to 492 and encodes 163 amino acids. The record is from RefSeq and is a predicted model, not a curated record. Gene Ontology annotation, molecular function: zinc ion binding. The transcript has 3 exons. Lineage: Eukaryota; Fungi; Ascomycota; Eurotiomycetes; Eurotiales; Aspergillaceae.